This is a messenger RNA of Perca flavescens (yellow perch), 3471 nucleotides long. RefSeq names its product cation-transporting ATPase 13A2. Gene Ontology annotation, cellular component: late endosome membrane. NCBI's taxonomy places the organism in Eukaryota, Metazoa, Chordata, Actinopteri, Perciformes, Percidae. Gene Ontology annotation, molecular function: ATP binding; polyamine transmembrane transporter activity; ATP hydrolysis activity. The transcript is spliced from 29 exons. The record is from RefSeq and is a predicted model, not a curated record. Bases 1 to 3471 code for a protein of 1156 amino acids. Gene Ontology annotation, biological process: polyamine transmembrane transport; regulation of autophagosome size; regulation of mitochondrion organization.
AUGGGUAUUGUGGUGGAGCUGCAGAGCGGACUUCCGUCACCCACUCCUGCUCAGUCCGGACACUCACAUGCAACCGGAAAAAACUGUAAUGGAUACAGAGAAAUCAGUGGUUUUGAAAAUUUUCUGUCACACUGGUUUCAGGAUGUUCAGGGGUAUAAGUGGGUGCGCUGGCAGUUGUGGUUGUGUCGUCUGGCUGCCGUGCUGUCCUUGGGUGUUCUUCUGAUUGUGUUUCACUGGCGCCCAAAGCUUGCUGUCCUGGCCCGCUGCUGCUCCUGCCCUCUGGCUUUGGCAGAUAUUCUGCUAAUAACAGACAGUUUUGGCCAGCAGCAUGUGGUGGAGGUCCUCACGGAGGAGAUGGAUUGCAGCAGUUUGGAAAUGGUGGCAGAGCUGGAGGAAAUUGAAUGGAGAGAUACAGUUCAGCUGUACAAUGAGGAGAAAACGCUGCUGCGCUACUACCUGUUUAAUGGACUGCGCUACAUCUGGCUGGGCAGGAAAGGGGCUUUCUGUCGUGUCAGUGUCCUCAAUGAGGACUGGACCUGCAAUGACUUGUAUGGCUUCCAAACGGGCCUGAGUCACCUGGAGCAAAGCCUCAGGAGACGCAUGUAUGGGCCGAACCUUAUUGAUGUGCAGGUGAAGUCUUACGUGAAACUGCUGUUUGAGGAGGUCCUCAACCCAUUCUAUGUGUUCCAAUUGUUCAGCAUCACCCUGUGGAUUUUCGAAAAUUACUAUUAUUACGCCAUUUGUAUAUUCAUUAUCUCCAUUUUAUCCAUCGGUCUCUCACUUUAUGAGACCCGCAAGCAAAGCGUAACUCUUCACAACAUGGCCCGGUUGGUCACAAAUGUCACAAUACGAAGAAACUCAGGAGUGGAGGAGCUUGUUAGCUCGGAGGAGCUGGCCCCCGGCGACUGUCUAAUCAUCCCUCAGGAAGGUCUGCUGCUGCCCUGUGAUGCAGCCCUGCUGGCUGGGGAGUGUCUGGUCAACGAGAGCAUGCUCACAGGUGAAAGUGUCCCAGUGCUAAAGACGCCACUGCUAGCUGGGGAGGGGAGGUACAGCUCAGAGACUGAGCGCAGACACACCCUAUUCUGUGGUACCCAGCUCAUUCAGGCCAAAGGGGGAGGGCCGGGAGGCAGCGGUGCUGUUGCUGUGGUCACAAGCACCGGGUUUUUCACAGCCAAAGGUAACCUGGUCAGCUCCAUUUUGUAUCCUCAUCCAACCUUUUUCCGUUUUAACAAGAUUCUGUUAAUUAAAUCAUCCUUGGUAUUUUUGGCGACCUGGCUGGAGUUGGUGCUUAUGAGCCUGGAUGUGGUGACCAUCGCAGUGCCUCCUGCCCUAUCUGCAGCCAUCACCACUGGCACUGUAUAUGCCCAACACAGGCUGAAGAGCCAGGGCAUCUUCUGCACCAGUCCACCACGCAUCAACAUCUGUGGAAAGGUCUCAGUGUUCUGCUUUGACAAGACAGGGACUCUUACGGAGGACGGUAUGGAUGUGUGGGGGGUGAUGGAGGGGGGACAUGCUGGUUUCUCGGAGCUGGUGCCAGAUCCUAGACUCCUGCCCCCAGGCCCCAUGCUCUCAGGCCUGGCCUGCUGUCACACUGUGACGCUGUUGCAAGGACAGCCCCUCGGAGACCCUCUGGAGCUCAAGAUGGUCGAGUCCACUGGUUGGACACUCCAGGAGCCAGAGCGAGAUGGAAAUGUGGUGGAUGCAGAGUUUGGAGGCAACAGGGUUUUGGCUGUUUUGAGUCCGCCUACUCAACAGCCUCAAGCUCAAGGAGCUUCCACAAGCGAGGCGGUGGCCAUUGUUCAGCGGUUUGCCUUCUCCUCGGCACUGCAGAGGAUGAGUGUGGUGACGGUGGCCCGCGGCACACGCUCAGCUCUCGCAUUCAUGAAAGGAUCCCCAGAAAUGGUGGCUAGCCUCUGCCGAGCAGAAACUGUGCCGGGGGAGUUCUCCAGCAAACUGCACAGUUUCUCCAGUGAAGGUCUCCGAGUUCUUGCACUCGCUUAUAAACCAGUACACAGGAACACUGACUUAAGCACCAUUAAACGAGCGGAGGUAGAGAAAGACAUGCAGUUCCUGGGCUUGAUGAUGAUGAAGAAUCUGGUGAAGCCAGAGAGUGCCCAGGUUAUUAACAUGCUGAAAGUGGCACACCGUCGCAGUGUCAUGGUCACUGGGGACAACAUUUUAACAGCAGUCAAUGUAGCAAAAAGCUGUGGGAUGGUAGGGUUUGAUGACAAGGUGAUAUUCGUCAAUGCAACCCCCCCCACUGCCCAGUCCAUACCCACCCUGAGGUUCAGCCUGGAAGACCAAGGGGACGUCAUCACUCAGCCAUCGCUGUGUCAAUGGAAAACAUUGACACAGCGAUGCAUUGCUGCCCUCUGUGAUCACUUCCCUGAGUAUUUGCCAAAGGUUUUGCUGCGAGCCACAGUAUUUGCACGCAUGGCUCCUGACCAGAAAACCCAGCUAGUGAAGGAGUUGCAGAAACUUAACUACAAGGUGGGCAUGUGUGGGGACGGGGCCAACGACUGCGGGGCCCUGAGAGCUGCUGAUGUCGGGGUUUCUCUGUCUGAAGCCGAGGCUUCAGUUGCGUCACCUUUCACUUCCAAGACUGAAAACAUCAGCUGUGUGCCGCUGCUCAUCAGAGAGGGCCGGUGUUCUCUGGUCACCACCUUCAGUCUCUUUAGAUACAUGGCCAGUUACAGCCUCAUUCAGUUCUGUGCUGUCCUCAUCCUCUACACAGUGAGGACGACGUUGUCCGACGGGCAGUUCUUUUUUUCUGACUUGUGUCUGGUGACAAUACUGGCCAUUGUGAUGGGGAGAGGGGGCCCCAGUGACAAGCUGGACCCCUCCAGACCCUCAGCCAGUCUGCUGUCCCUGCCUGUGCUUGGCAGCCUCUUCAUCCACACCUGCGUGAUUGUUCUGGGCCAGCUGGCUGCGCUCUUCGUCACCACUUCACAGGACUGGUACGUUCCAAUCAAUUCAACAAGUAUUGGCGAAGACAAUCUGCCAAACAUGGAGGACACCAGUGUGUUUGCCUUGUCAGGUUUCCAGUACAUCAUCAUGGCUGUGGUGGUCACCAAGGGAUACCCUCACAAGAAACCCUUAUACUACAAUCGGAGUUUCCUCUGUGUACUAUUGAUCCUCUUUGCUGUGACGACCUGGCUGGUGUUGAAUCCUGGGCCUGUCCUUAAAAUUCUUAUACUGUACGACUUCUUUGAUAUGAAAUUCAAAAUGCUGCUCGUCGCUCUGGCUGCUCUUAACUUCCUCAUUUGUUUUUUUGUGGAGGUGCUGAUAGAUUUGGGUUUCCUGAACUGUCUCCGGGCACUGCGUGGGAGGCGUGAAUCCAAGAAACAGUAUAAACGUCUGAACAUCCGUCUGUCUGAGUCCCCCUCAUGGCCGCCCCUUAAUCAAACCCUGUCACCAGGGACAGGGGCGGAGCCAGACGAUAUAAACAUUUGGGGCUUUGCCCAAACCUAG